UAUCCUACCCUUUUCAUUCAUUAAAAAGAAAGUCCCCCUUCUCUUCUCACCCUUAACCCAUCGCUCUAUUCCCUCCGUUCACCAUGGAAGCCAGCGCUGGUCUUGUCGCUGGCUCUCACAACCGCAAUGAGCUCGUCGUCAUUCAUGGCCAUGAAGAGCCCAAGCCUUUGAAGAACUUGGAUGGUCAAGUUUGUGAGAUAUGUGGGGAUCAGAUUGGCUUAACGGUGGAUGGAGAUCUGUUUGUGGCUUGCAAUGAGUGUGGUUUUCCAGUUUGUAAGCCUUGCUAUGAGUAUGAAAGAAGAGAAGGAACUCAAGUUUGUCCUCAGUGCAAAACCAGAUACAAGCGUCUCAAGGGCAGCGCCAGGGUUGCAGGAGACGAUGAUGAAGAGGACGUAGAUGAUAUUGAACAUGAGUUCAAUAUUGAAGAUGGGCAAGAGAAGAACAAGCAUCUCACAGAGGCUAUGCUUCAUGGGAAGAUGGCCUAUGGAAGAGGCCAUGACGAUGAGGAAAAUAGCCAAUUCCCACCAGUUAUAGCCGCUGGAGUCAGAUCCAGACCAGUGAGUGGAGAGUUUCCUAUGGGAUCUUAUGGAGAUCAGAUGUUGGCUUCUUCACUUCAUAAACGAGUGCAUCCGUAUCCAGUUUCUGAGCCUGGUAGUAUAUACAUCUAUCAUUGGUUGAAAGGAUUGAUUACUACCCUUUUUUUUUCUUCUCAUAGUUUUGUAACAACGUUAGGAAGUGCAAGAUGGGAUGAGAAGAAGGAGGGAGGGUGGAAAGAGAGGAUGGAUGACUGGAAAAUGCAGCAAGGCAAUCUGGGACCUGAGCCUGAUGAUGAUCCUGACGCAGUCAUGGUAGAUGAGACAAGGCAGCCACUUUCGAGGAAAGUACCAAUUGCAUCUAGUAAGAUCAACCCUUACAGAAUGAUUAUUGUGGCCCGGCUUGUCAUAUUGGCCUUGUUUCUUCGGUAUAGAAUAUUGAACCCAGUGCAUGAUGCAAUUGGGCUCUGGCUAACAUCUAUCAUCUGUGAAAUCUGGUUUGCGUUUUCAUGGAUCCUUGAUCAGUUCCCCAAGUGGCUUCCAAUUGAUCGCGAGACCUAUCUUGAUCGCCUCUCUAUCAGGUAUGAGAGGGAAGGUGAGCCUAAUAUGCUAGCUCCAGUGGAUUUCUUUGUGAGUACUGUGGAUCCUAUGAAGGAACCUCCUCUUGUGACUGCAAAUACUAUAUUGUCAAUAUUGGCCGUGGACUACCCAGUAGAAAAGAUCUCAUGUUACUUGUCAGAUGAUGGUGCUUCCAUGUGCACCUUUGAAGCCUUAUCUGAAACUGCUGAAUUUGCUCGAAAAUGGGUGCCAUUUUGCAAGAAAUUUAACAUAGAGCCUCGAGCCCCUGAGAUGUACUUUGCUUUAAAGGUGGAUUAUCUUAAGGACAAGGUUCAGCCUACCUUCGUUAAAGAACGAAGAGCUAUGAAGAGAGAAUAUGAAGAAUUCAAGGUUAGAAUAAAUGCAAUUGUAGCAAAAGCACAAAAGGUUCCUCCAGAGGGAUGGAUCAUGCAAGAUGGGACUCCAUGGCCUGGAAACAAUACUAGAGAUCACCCUGGAAUGAUUCAAGUGUUUCUGGGUCACAGUGGAGGUCAUGAUGUUGAAGGAAAUGAGCUCCCUCGACUCGUUUAUGUAUCUCGUGAGAAGAGGCCUGGUUUUGCACAUCACAAGAAAGCUGGUGCCAUGAAUGCCCUGAUUCGUGUCUCUGCAGUACUUACCAAUGCUCCUUUCAUGCUGAACUUGGAUUGUGAUCACUAUGUCAAUAACAGCAAGGCCGUUAGGGAAGCCAUGUGUUUCUUGAUGGAUCCUCAGACAGGGAAGAAAAUGUGCUAUGUACAAUUCCCUCAAAGAUUCGAUGGUAUCGACAGACACGAUCGAUAUGCAAACAGAAACACAGUCUUCUUUGAUAUUAACAUGAAAGGUCUAGAUGGAAUUCAGGGUCCUGUGUAUGUCGGGACAGGAUGUGUUUUUAGAAGACAAGCCUUGUAUGGUUAUGAACCUCCGAAGGGUCCUAAGCGCCCAAAGAUGGUUAGCUGUGACUGUUGCCCAUGUUUCGGACGCCGUAAAAAGAAGCAAUCUAAGAAAGGUGUCAAUGGAGAAGCUAUAAAUCUUGAAGGAAUGGAUGAUGACAAGCAACUUUUGAUGUCCCAAAUGAAUUUUGAGAAGAGAUUUGGACAGUCAGCAAUUUUUGUGACUUCAACUUUAAUGGAAGAAGGUGGUGUCCCUCCUUCCUCAAGUCCUGCAGCUUUGCUUAAAGAAGCAAUUCAUGUGAUUAGCUGUGGCUAUGAGGACAAAACCGACUGGGGAACUGAGCUUGGCUGGAUUUAUGGUUCAAUUACAGAGGAUAUCCUUACUGGUUUCAAGAUGCAUUGUCGUGGCUGGAGAUCCAUCUACUGCAUGCCAAAGAGACCUGCAUUUAAAGGUUCAGCACCCAUCAAUCUAUCUGAUCGGCUCAACCAAGUGCUUCGGUGGGCUCUUGGUUCAGUUGAGAUCUUCUUUAGUCGUCACAGCCCUGUCUGGUAUGGCUACAAGGAAGGACAGCUCAAGUGGCUUGAGAGAUUCGCAUAUGUCAACACAACCGUCUAUCCCUUCACCUCUUUGCCACUCCUUGCAUAUUGUACCUUGCCUGCCAUCUGCUUGUUGACAGAUAAAUUCAUCAUGCCAGAGAUAAGCACCUUUGCAAGUCUUUUCUUCAUUGCUUUGUUCAUAUCAAUCUUUGCAACUGGUAUUCUUGAGCUAAGAUGGAGUGGGGUGAGCAUUGAAGAAUGGUGGAGAAAUGAGCAAUUUUGGGUCAUUGGUGGUAUAUCAGCUCACCUCUUUGCUGUUGUGCAAGGUCUUCUGAAGGUUUUAGCUGGUAUUGACACAAACUUCACAGUUACAUCCAAGGCAACUGACGAUGAAGAGUUUGGAGAACUAUACACUUUUAAAUGGACAACGCUCCUGAUACCUCCAACUACCAUCCUAAUCAUCAACCUUGUUGGCGUUGUUGCUGGAGUUUCAGAUGCCAUAAACAAUGGAUACCAAUCAUGGGGGCCAUUAUUUGGGAAGCUCUUCUUUGCCUUCUGGGUGAUUGUCCAUCUCUACCCAUUCCUGAAAGGUCUGAUGGGGCGGCAAAAUAGGACACCAACCAUUGUUGUUAUCUGGUCUGUUCUCUUGGCUUCAAUCUUCUCCUUGCUUUGGGUUCGAAUAGACCCAUUUGUCAUGAAAACCAAGGGUCCUGACACCAAACAAUGUGGAAUCAACUGCUAAGAAGUUUGUUUUAUAUGUGCAUCUCUGGAAGAUAUACGUACAUUCUCGCUUUUACAAGUAUAUCAAAUAUGAUGCAUGAGUUAACAAAAUGCAAUCACAAGAAAUAAAACUAGAGUGAAAAUUUUUGUGCAACAUUUUGCAUUGUACCAAGUUUUGUAACUGAAGUGAGAUUUGAUUCUUAUGUUGUUUUUUUA
Molecule: messenger RNA, 3472 nt
Organism: Hevea brasiliensis (rubber tree)
Lineage: Eukaryota; Viridiplantae; Streptophyta; Magnoliopsida; Malpighiales; Euphorbiaceae
Product: cellulose synthase A catalytic subunit 7 [UDP-forming]
Exons: 12
Coding region: 84-3278 (1064 amino acids)
Biological process (GO): plant-type primary cell wall biogenesis; cellulose biosynthetic process
Cellular component (GO): plasma membrane; trans-Golgi network
Molecular function (GO): cellulose synthase (UDP-forming) activity
Source: RefSeq, a predicted model, not a curated record